Alternaria conjuncta is the source of this 585-nucleotide messenger RNA. RefSeq lists its product as uncharacterized. The transcript has 3 exons. NCBI's taxonomy places the organism in Eukaryota, Fungi, Ascomycota, Dothideomycetes, Pleosporales, Pleosporaceae. Bases 1 to 585 code for a protein of 194 amino acids. The record is from RefSeq and is a predicted model, not a curated record.
AUGGCUAUUCGUUUCCUCAAACAUGCAACUUUUAUUGCUGCUUUCGCAGCAUUUGUCGCAGCGCAAGACGACACCAUCAUACCCGAAGACUUAAGAUCAGGCUUUCGUUCAGGCGGAGACGAAGUACAGGUUUCUUUUACAGGCGAAGCAAUUAAUGGCUUCAAGGAUGGGACCGUGUUCGAGAAAGAUGCUGUAGCAAAGGAGCCCACAUUCGCUCUUGGCGAUAGCAGUGGCAUCUCCCCCGGCACCCUGUACACGAUCAUCAUGGUCGAUAGCACAUGUCCAAAUGCUCGAAAACUCCACUACGCUCGGGCGAACUUCAAAAACAACUUCGACAUCACCAACAUAGAAACUGAUUCACCUGCUGUUCUGGAUUACGUUGCUCCUGGCUCCGUCGGCGAGAAAGGAGACGACCGACAGUACAGUUUCCUGAUGUACACGAACCCGGGACGGAAAGAGAUCACGGAUCUGCAAUUGCCAGGAGACGACGAGGCCUUUGAUAUCACAAAAUUCCAAGAUGAUAAUGGGUUAGGGGACGCGAUGGCUGGAGUAGGGAUGCCUGCCAACACCGAGACCAGCGAGUAG